AUUCUCGCGGAUAAAAAUGGCCGCAGUGUUGAUCCCGCAUUUGAAUAGUGUGGUGUGAAACUUUUUUCCACAUUUAUAUCGCGUUACUUUUAAAAAUAUUUUUUUAUCACUGAAAAUUAUAUCUAUACAGGGACGUGCACAAUUGGCACGAUGUCGGAGAGUACUAGCCCUAGUGUGUUAAGUUAUUUGCGACAAUAUAGAUUUCAAAGAAAACCUACACCUGGUUCUAGUGGAACAAUCACAGUUAUAAGACCGUCAGGUUCUCAGUCUCAGAUAAGAAUGCCAGCUCCAACUACUUCUAAUGGUCCAAUUGUAUAUAAGAGAAUAAGGAUACCCGAUUCAGAUUCUGAUGAUGCAGGCUCCCCAGCAAAAAGACCGGUUGUAGUGGAACUAACUACAGCAGUAAAAGAAAGAAGAUUUAGAAAUAUGGUUGAAAUGUUUCCAGAUAUAUCACCAUUGUUUGUUAAGAAUACAUUAGUUAAACAUGGCUGGAAUGAAGAGAAAACUCGUGAUGAGCUACUAAAGCAUGAUCCUGAGAGUGAUGAUAAACCUGCCACAUCCAGCUUCUUUGGCUCAAGGCCAGGUUUUUCUGGUGUAUCUAGGGUUAAUGGGACCACAAUAAUAAGGGUAACAAACAGUCAGGGGCAAACUGCUAUUGUAAGGAAAAAAGUCAUGCCUAAAGUUGGUGGGGUCAGACGAGGUAGUAGUGGUAGUGAGGAUGAUGACUACGGUGUUAGGAAAGGCAAAGACGAUAAAGUCUAUGAUAGUGAUGAUUCAGAUAAUGAAGUAACAGAUGAUCUUAUUGGAGACAAACGGAAAGUUUUUGAAUUCCUUAACACCAGCAGUUUCAAUGAACUGUCACUGCUUAGCGGUUGCUCACAAAAGAAAGCUGAGGCCAUUAUUGCUCAGAGGCCCUUCAAAGGAUGGUUAGACAUGGUACAAAAAUUUAAUGACAACAAAAUGUUGAGUACAGAUCUAUUAAAUUCAACCCAAGAGUUGCUCUGCACUAGGAAUAAUAUACAACGUUUGAUGAAGAAAUGUGUAGGUUUAGCCCAACAGUUGGAGGCUGCAGUUGCCGCUGGAGCGGGAAGACUAACACAACCUGGAAUUUUAGAUUCUAGUUUAACACUGGCCCCAUAUCAAUUGGUGGGUUUGAAUUGGCUUGCUGUGUUGCAUAAGCAGGGUGUUUCUGGUAUCUUAGCCGAUGAGAUGGGUCUAGGGAAGACUGUACAAGUGAUAUCCUUCCUCGCUCAUCUUAAAGAAACAGGACAAGCCAAGGGGACACAUUUGAUUGUUGUGCCUGCAUCUACUUUAGACAACUGGAGCACAGAGCUUGCCCGUUGGGUACCCUCAUUCCGUGUGAGCAAAUACUACGGCCCACCUGAAGAACGACGCUUGCUUCGUAUUGAGUAUGCCAAACGACUCGACCAAUACGAUGUGGUCCUGACUACAUACACAAUGGUAAGCAGUUGUCCAGAGGAACGGAAGAUGUUUCGUAUAACACCCAUGCACUACGUGAUAUAUGACGAGGCACAUAUGCUCAAGAAUAUGGCCACCCAACGAUAUGACAACCUGCUGAAGAUCAAGUCAAAACACAGACUGCUCCUAACCGGCACACCACUCCAGAAUAAUUUGAUAGAACUAAUGUCGCUGUUAUGCUUUGUGAUGCCUCAUAUGUUCUCCGGAAAGAGUGAUGAUUUGAAGAAUCUCUUUCAGAAGAAUUCUAAAGCAAAAGCAACGAAAAAAACUACUGAAAAAAAGGAGGAUGACGUACCGCCAUUUGAACAAAGUCAGAUAACUCAGGCUAAGCGUAUUAUGAAACCUUUUGUCCUGCGUCGGCUAAAAGCAGAUGUUCUCCAAGAUCUGCCGAAGAAAACUAAUCACAUGGUGUCCUGUUCCAUGUCUGAUAGGCAGCAAAGGCUGUACAAGGAACUUAUAGCUGCGUUUUCGUCUUCAAAAGAUGGAAUGGUUCACGCAACAACAGAACAGAGCGGCAUGUCAAUGAUGAUGGAUAUGCGGAAAUUGGCGAACCACCCACUUCUCCUCCGAUACCACUACCUGGACUCCCAGGUCCGGCAAAUUGCAGCCCGACUGGCCAGGGACCCGGGAUAUAAGGAGAAGAACGAGCAGUACGCGUAUGAAGACUUGCUCUGCCUGUCUGACUUUCAAAUACAUCUGCUGACGUUGCAAUAUCCUUGUAUCAAGUCCUUCUCAGUUCCCUCAAGUUUAAUAGAAGACUCGGGAAAAUUCAAGAAGUUGGACGAGAUGCUUCCCAAGCUGAAAGAGGAGGGUCACCGAGUGCUGAUAUUCAGCCAGUUUACCAUGAUGCUGGACAUCUUGGAACCUUACCUGCAGCUCAGAAGAUAUCGGUAUAUCCGGCUAGAUGGCAGCACCGCUGUCAAUGAUAGGCAAGAAUUAAUAGACCAAUACAAUAGCGAAGAUAUUUUCGUGUUCCUUCUAUCGACUAAGGCUGGUGGAUUGGGGAUUAACCUCACGGCAGCUGACACGGUCAUCAUUCACGAUAUUGACUUCAAUCCUUAUAAUGAUAAACAGGCUGAAGAUAGAUGUCAUAGGAUGGGUCAAACUCGUCCCGUGAACAUUUAUAGGCUGUUGAGUGCUGGCACAAUCGAAGAAGGCAUCUACCAAGUGGCACAAGAGAAGCUGACUUUAGAAAAACAUGUCACCGGAGUUGACGAAAAUGAACCUACAGAGCAAAAGAAUGUUGUACGUCUGCUGUCAGCUGCCUUAGGAAUAACAUCACCAACCAAAUGAUGUUUAAUUAAUGAAGCUAUAGUGACCUCAAAGUGAUAAAAAACAUACAAUAGUGCAAAGUGAUAAAGUGCUUAUUCACUAUGUAGUGAAUAAAUAUUUAUUAACUGGGACUGUUUUGUGUUUAAUUAAAAUAAGAUUCUAGAUAGAAAUGUUGAAUUUAUUAUUUACUACCCAAUGUAUGUGUCACAGAUGAUUUUGCAAAAUUAAAAGAUUUUUGACUAUUCAUUGGAUUUAUAAUUAGAUUAUUUCUUAAGUAUUGGAAUGCACAUUGAGUUAUGUAAAUAUUAUAAUGAAUACACUAGCAGUUUAUUAUGAAGACUCCAAUUACAAUUUAAAAUGUAUUCUAACCUUUCAGUGUAACAUUAGAUAAAUAAAGCACUGUUAAUAGUACUCUUUCGUCUCUUUCUGUCAGGCUUUUUGUAUGCUAUGUUGGAAAGAGAUGGAUGAAUACUUGUAACACGGUAAUAAGACUAAUUAAAUGGAUAAAAUUUAAAAUUGAAUUUACUUGGAAUUAUUUUUGGUAACUAAAUAAAUUCUAUAAUUAAAAUCAAUCUGAAAUAUAAAUUGUACAACAUUGUUUAGUUUUUUUUUAAACGGCACUUUUUCUCUGGUGAUUAAUAUAGUGAAGUUCCCACCAAGUGAUAAAUCAAUGUAUAGUGUAAAGUUAUAAUAAACAGCUUUUUUCACAA
Messenger RNA from Pieris rapae (cabbage white), 3461 nucleotides. It is a transcript of the gene Etl1, whose product is annotated as SWI/SNF-related matrix-associated actin-dependent regulator of chromatin subfamily A containing DEAD/H box 1 homolog. The transcript is spliced from 15 exons. Bases 151 to 2772 code for a protein of 873 amino acids. Gene Ontology annotation, molecular function: DNA binding; ATP-dependent chromatin remodeler activity; ATP binding. NCBI's taxonomy places the organism in Eukaryota, Metazoa, Arthropoda, Insecta, Lepidoptera, Pieridae. The record is from RefSeq and is a predicted model, not a curated record. Gene Ontology annotation, cellular component: nucleus.